CACUUCAUAAAGAAAAGAAAACCCUUCAAUUCCAUCGACUUGGCGCGUGUUUCUAAUUUUCCAAUCUGCAGGUUCCACGUGUCUUUCAUAAAACCACUUAAUCAAAAGAACAAAAAUAUCAAUGAAACACCAAUUUUCUUUAUGGGUCUUUAUAUAUCCAAUCUUUUCAUCUUCCUUCCAUAAAAAGAAAAAGAAAAAAAUCUUUUCAUCUUCCUAAAACCCCAAGGUCAGUGUUCUGUUGUCUGGGGGCAUCCAUAGAGAGAGCACUUGCUAAAAAGUUUGAAAUAUCUCAAGUUUCAGAAGAAAUGGAUAUUGCAAAGUUGAAACAAAAUGUGCGUGACCACCUGGAGAAGGUAUUCUUGGAGCAGGAUAAAGCCUUAGCCAAAUCUGAAGUUCAAAAGAAUGAAAAUAAGAAAAAGCUUGAGCAUAUUGAGGCACAGAAGAAAGAGCUCAUGAAAAAGCUUGAGCAGAGUGAAGCCAAGAAGAAUGAACUACAGGAAAAGCAUGCGCAAAGUGAAGCCCAGAAGAAGGAGCUUCAGAAAAAGCACGAGCAGAGUGAAGCCCAGAAGAAAGAGCUUCAGAAAAAGCAUGAGCAAAGUGAGGCUCAGAAGAAAGAGCUUCAGAAAAAGCAUGAGCAGAGUGAGGCUCAGAAGAAAGAGCUUCAGAAAAAGUUUGAGCAGAGUGAAUCGCACAAUAAAGAUCUUCAGAAAAAUCUUGAUCACAGUGAAGCUCAGAAGAAAGAGCUUCAGAAAAAGCUUGAGCAAAGUGAAGCACAAAAGAAUGGGCUUCAAUUUCGUAAGCAGCGUGAGAUACAACUAAUGAAACAAAUGUAUGGGGAAACUGUCUUAGAGAAAAGGAUGGCUGAUGAAAAGAUGAUAGAGAAAAAGAAAGAAAAUGAGAAACUUCAUAGGAAAAUAAUUGAAUUGGAAAAGUUGUGUGAUCAAGACAAGGAUCAAGCUGAGGUUAAGGAUGGCAAGCAGGAAAAAACAGAUGAGGAUGAUGAGGAUGAGGAUGAGGACCAAGAGCAGGAUCAGGAUGAGGACCAAGAGCAGGAUCCGGAUGAGGUUAACGAUGAUGAUGGGAAUGAGAAGAUGAAGAAAAUUCGAAAAAAGUUAAAGGAGACGGAAGAGGAGUUGGAAUAUGCUGAAGCUCAUAACCAUAAACUUAUUGCGAAGGAGUCUGAAUUAGAGGAGGCUCGUAAGGAGUUAAUCUCUGGAUGGGAUUCAGCAAGUCGUGCUUUUAUUGGCGUGAAGAGAAUGGGAGAGCUUGAAAGCAAACCAUUUCAAACUGUAUGCAAGAGAAAAUAUCCUAUGGAUGAAGCAGAUGACCAGGCAGCGGCACUAUGUUCUCUGUGGGAGAGUUAUCUUAGGGAUUCUUGCUGGAAACCAUUCAAAACUAUAAGGGUAGCCUUUCGUCAACAACCGAAGAUAACUAUUGAUGAGGGAGAUGAAAAACUGAAAAAAUUAAAGGACGAGUUUGGUGAUGAAGUCUACAAUGCUGUGACAACUGCCUUGCUGGAAUCGAAAGAGUAUAAUAGUCACCAUUGGAGGUGUACAGUAUCAGAAUUAUGGAACUUUAAACAAGGGAGGAGAGCAUCAUUAAAAGAGGGUGUCUCGUAUUUACUGAAGCAGUUGAAACUGCAGAAAAGGAGAAGAUCAAGCUGAAGGCAUUGUGGAAAGAAGAUGGAGAGCUGAAAGAGCUUUGGUUACUGUCAAGAGUCAACUGGCUGCUUCUUAAUG
Prunus persica (peach) is the source of this 1739-nucleotide messenger RNA. RefSeq names its product factor of DNA methylation 5. Gene Ontology annotation, biological process: gene silencing by siRNA-directed DNA methylation. The record is from RefSeq and is a predicted model, not a curated record. Lineage: Eukaryota; Viridiplantae; Streptophyta; Magnoliopsida; Rosales; Rosaceae. The coding region runs from base 306 to 1664 and encodes 452 amino acids. The transcript is spliced from 8 exons.